GUUUAAACUAGAAAUGAAACCCAUGAUGAUGCUAUAUAAAGGAGCCUUCACAAUAUCAAACUUGAUCAAUAAUCAUAGCUAAGUAAAAGAAAGAAGAUAUCAGUCUUCUAUAAAGAAAUGGAAAAUUUAGGGUUUCUAAUAAUUUCGACCUUUUUGCUUCUAUUUACAACUCUUCUCCCUUAUUCUUCGGCUUCAACCACUCGUCGAUUUCACUUUAAUGUCGAAUGGAAGAAGGUAACUCGAUUGUGCCACACCAAACAACUUCUAACGGUGAACGGACAAUAUCCAGGACCGACCGUGGCAGUACACGAAGGUGACAUCGUAGAAAUCAAAGUGACUAACCGGAUUGCUCACAAUACAACUAUUCAUUGGCAUGGGUUAAGGCAAUACCGGACCGGUUGGGCUGAUGGACCGGCUUACAUAACGCAAUGUCCGAUAAGAUCGAAACAAUCAUAUACAUAUAGAUUCAAAGUGGAGGAUCAAAGAGGCACACUCCUUUGGCAUGCUCAUCACUCAUGGCAACGAGCCUCCGUCUACGGCGCUUUCAUCAUCUAUCCGCGGCAGCCUUAUCCCUUUUCCGGCAGCCAUAUCCAAUCCGAAAUUCCCAUUAUACUUGGUGAAUGGUGGAAUGAUGACGUGGACAAUGUUGAGAAAGCGAUGAUGAAGACCGGAGCUGGGGCUAAAGUUUCCGACGCUUACACCCUUAACGGGCUUCCCGGCCCACUUUAUCCAUGUUCUACCAAAGAUACUUUCACGGCGACCGUAGACGCCGGAAAAACCUACAUCCUCCGCAUAAUCAAUGCAGCUCUAAACAACGAGCUCUUCGUCGCUGUAGCGAAUCACACGCUAACUGUAGUCGAAGUCGACGCGGUUUACACCAAACCGGUUCAUACCAAAGCAAUCAUGAUCGCUCCCGGUCAAACCACCACCCUUCUUCUCCGCGCCGACCAACUCUCCGGCGGUGAAUUUCUCAUCGCCGCAACUCCUUACGUCACUUCCGUCUUUCCUUUCAACAACUCAACCACCGUAGGAUUCAUCCGUUACACCGGUAAAACCAAACCGGAAAAUUCCGUAAACACACGGCGGAGACGGCGAUUAACGGCAAUGUCGACAGUCGUAGCUCUCCCGAAUAUGCUGGAUACGAAAUUCGCGACGAAAUUCUCCGAUAGCAUCAAAAGUCUGGGAUCAGCGAAGUAUCCAUGUAAAGUCCCGACGAAGAUAGACAAGCGAGUGAUCACCACGAUAAGUCUCAAUCUCCAGGAUUGUCCGUUAAAUCAGACCUGCGACGGUUACGCAGGGAAGAGAUUCUUCGCAUCAAUGAACAACAUCUCAUUUGUCAGACCUCCGAUAUCGAUCCUCGAAAGCUACUAUAAGAAACAGAGCAAAGGAGUUUUCUCACUCGAUUUCCCAGAGAAACCACCGAACAGAUUCGAUUUCACGGGAGUAGAUCCGGUAUCGGAAAACAUGAACACAGAAUUCGGUACGAAGCUUUUCGAAGUCGAAUUCGGAUCGAGAUUAGAGAUCGUGUUUCAGGGAACGAGUUUCUUAAACAUCGAGAAUCAUCCUUUACAUGUACACGGACACAAUUUCUUCGUAGUGGGAAGAGGAUUUGGGAAUUUUGACCCGGAGAAGGAUCCGAAAAGGUACAACUUGGUGGAUCCGCCGGAGAGGAAUACUUUUGCAGUGCCGACGGGAGGAUGGGCGGCGAUUAGGAUAAAUGCGGAUAAUCCAGGAGUUUGGUUUAUUCACUGUCAUCUAGAACAACAUACUUCGUGGGGUUUAGCAAUGGGGUUUAUCGUCAAAGAUGGACCUCUUCCUUCACAAACUCUGCUUCCUCCUCCUCAUGAUCUUCCUCAGUGUUAAAAAAUGUCUUCUAUUAUUAUUACCUGGUUUUGUUAGGGUUUUGGUUUCGCUAAUUAAGAGUGUUUAAAUAUAAAUAUAGAUUGUCUUUUUUGGUUUUAAUUGUCAAAAUGGUUUGUGAAUUCUUAAUAGAAACAUAUUUUCCAAAUA
Arabidopsis thaliana (thale cress) is the source of this 2010-nucleotide messenger RNA. RefSeq names its product laccase 1 (gene LAC1). The record is from RefSeq and is marked reviewed. The coding region runs from base 118 to 1863 and encodes 581 amino acids. Gene Ontology annotation, cellular component: apoplast. Gene Ontology annotation, biological process: lignin catabolic process. Gene Ontology annotation, molecular function: hydroquinone:oxygen oxidoreductase activity; copper ion binding; oxidoreductase activity. The transcript has 5 exons. Lineage: Eukaryota; Viridiplantae; Streptophyta; Magnoliopsida; Brassicales; Brassicaceae.